Molecule: messenger RNA, 486 nt
Organism: Carlito syrichta (Philippine tarsier)
Lineage: Eukaryota; Metazoa; Chordata; Mammalia; Primates; Tarsiidae
Product: heterogeneous nuclear ribonucleoprotein A0-like
Exons: 4
Coding region: 1-486 (161 amino acids)
Molecular function (GO): nucleic acid binding
Source: RefSeq, a predicted model, not a curated record
AUGCAAGCCUGCGUGGUGGUGGUGAACCCCCAGAUCGAGCGCUUCCGAUGCUUCGACUUCGUGACCUACUCCAAGGUGGAGAGGGCCGAUGCCGCCAUGGCCACCUCGCCCCAGGCCGUGGACCGCAACACGGUGGAGCUGAAGCGGGCGGUGUCCCGGGAGGACUCGGCGCGGCCCGGUGCCCACGCCACGGCGAAGAAGCUCUUGGUUGGGGGCCUCAGGGGAGACGUGGCCGAGGGCGAUCUGAUCGAGCACUUCUUGCAGCUCGGCACCGUAGAAGAGGUCGAGAUUAUUGCCGACAAGCAGUCCGAGGCCGUGGUGGUCAAGGUCCAUCCGAUUCAGGGCCAUUACGUGGAGGUGAAGAGGUUCGUCUCGAAGGAUAGCCACUCCUGGGGGGGGCUCCCAGUAUCCUGCGACCAGGAUGGGCACUGGUUGAAGGCCCACAGCUCGCAGGAGGCCCUGGACCCAGGAACAAAGCAAUGUUGA